Molecule: messenger RNA, 1756 nt
Organism: Hypomesus transpacificus
Lineage: Eukaryota; Metazoa; Chordata; Actinopteri; Osmeriformes; Osmeridae
Product: estrogen-related receptor gamma-like
Exons: 3
Coding region: 434-1051 (205 amino acids)
Biological process (GO): regulation of DNA-templated transcription
Molecular function (GO): sequence-specific DNA binding; DNA-binding transcription factor activity; zinc ion binding
Source: RefSeq, a predicted model, not a curated record
UGGCUUUUCUGUCGUCUGUCACUGAGCUGUCCAGAACAGUUAUGACCUCACGGCUUCUAGCUACUAUCUAGUGAAGGUGUGUGACAGAGAGAGAGAGAGAGAGAGAGAGAGAGAGAGAGAGAGAGAGAGAGAGAGAGAGAGAGAGAGAGAGAGAAAAAGUGAGUAGAGAAGAAGGAAAGGAAAAGAAAGGUGGAAAGAAAAACAGUGAUUCAAGUCCAACAAGUGUUGGAGAGACAGGGAAGUAGAGAGCAGAAAAGAAAGUGAUAGGGAGAGAGCGCGCAAGAGUGACAGCAUCGGAAAACCAACUGAGAGGGAGAAAACGAGAUAAAGACAGAGAGAGCGAGACAGGCAGUAAGAGGCAAAAAAGAGAGAGAGAGAGAACUUCCAGCAGAGACAGCAGGGUUUCUCCCCAGAUUAUGGUGACACAGGGCACAUGGAUUUAGUCGAGUUGUAUCUGCCGGAGUGCUUCACCUACCACUCUGACACUGAACUCUUGGACAGGAUGUCAGUGCGGGGCUCAGACCUCCCCUGUCCCCCCUCUAUCAAGCGCGAGCCAUCCAGCCCCAGCCCCAGCUCCCAGGGGGACAUCAGCCCUCCUCAGCCCAGCCCAGGGAGCUCCUCCUCAGACACCAACUCCAGCUACGGCCUCCUGGGCAAGAACCACAACCACACCAACGAACUCAACUCACCAGGUCUCUACGGACACACAGCUGGGGUAUCCAGCGACGGAGGAGCCAACAGGAGGUUUGGUGGAGAGGAUGGCCAGGUGAAGUGUGAGUUCAUGCUGGGCUCCGUGGCCAAGCGCCUGUGUUUGGUGUGUGGGGACGUGGCGUCAGGAUACCACUACGGAGUAGCCUCCUGUGAGGCCUGCAAGGCUUUCUUCAAGAGGACCAUCCAGGGUGAGACACGCACACAUUUCCGACUCAGGAUCUCCAUACAGCCGCUCUGCAAUACACUCGUCUGGUCUGCCGGCAAAAGCGAGGAGGGAAUCUGGAUGGAGAGAGAUGGGGAGGCAGAGAGGGAGAGAAAAGAGAAAUGGGGAGAUUGUUAAGUGUAAGUCUGCUGAGAGAGAGCAGCUACUGUCCCCUGAAGGACAGACCUUUAACACAGGUUCAUACACCCCCAGAGAGUAGGAAUCAUUCACACACACACACACACACACACACAUUACUGAUGCACCGACACACUACACAUAAAUGCAUACAUUCAAACUAAAUACAUGACUUUAACCCCUCCCCCCUUCCCCCCCACCUCCCACUUCCUACACACACGGAUAAACACAGAUUUUAGCGAUUUAAGCAAAUGAUCAUGUUUAUACAGUCCAUGAAAUGUGAAAAACCUGUUUUGAAAAGCAUUACUACAGGUGUUAGUCGGAGCGUAUGUUUAUGUGUAAACAUCUGAUGGGAGUUCACAGUCAUGUUCUGGGAACUCUUUGAAGACGUUACCUGAUGUUUGCUCACAGCUCUUUCUAAGUUAAUGUUGUGUUGAAGUUGAUCCGUGUUGGUUUUUGUGCAUAAUCAUGGAAGUAAUCCUCUCUGUGUAAGUUUGUUAGUGUGCGUCUAAGCCAUAACCAACUUAUGCAAGCCGCAUGUGGGUGUUUUAAAGUGAUUGUCCGGCCUGUGGCCCUGUGCCAGGGGUCAAGAGUUGGGGUUAGGGUUAAGCCCCGUUUAGGCCUUCUAAAGCAGACUCAUAUGGGCUGGGGUUGAAGGUCAUCUGGGCUGUCAGAUCAAAUGCUUAGUUCUGGUGCUUGGCUGAU